Molecule: messenger RNA, 684 nt
Organism: Seminavis robusta
Lineage: Eukaryota; Bacillariophyta; Bacillariophyceae; Naviculales; Naviculaceae
Source: the annotation of a GenBank genome assembly
AUGAACAACUCGUUUCAGGUACCACCGAGGGAUGCCAACGGCUUUCUGGAUCGAAAGCCAGUGUUGGCGUCGUCUUCCUCAUCAUCCACAGGAUACUAUCCGAGUAACGCACCACAAGCGCCCGCAACAACCCGUUCCCACGGCCAAAGCUGUGUGUCUGCCUUGAAGAUGGCCUAUGAUAUGGCCAGCAAGUCCUCCAGCAGCAGCAGCAGCCAUCCAACGGCCAAGCAUCCAAUCAUGCCACUAGUUGGUGGGAGUGUGACUGUGAUUGGCAGUGCCAGUAGUAGUAUCACGAGUAGUUUUGGUGGUAGUAGCAGCCAACCCGUGUCGGGGGGCUCUAGCUUGGCGGGCGAGUCCCUCAUCCGGGGACUCAAUAGCGAGCACGAGUCCAACAAGAGGCGACCAAAUACGGAAGACGAAUGGGAAAAGUCCUUUGUGGGAAGCUCCUCUGAGCUGCCCUUGGAGAGACCAAGAUCUCAACAGAUGGAUGCUCUCAUUGAUGAGUAUGGGAGAUCCAUGCCAUCAGCUUCCUCUCUGCUUCACAUUCUCUUGCAGAACCAAGACAGAGACGAGAUCUUUGGAGAGGAGGAGGAAGAUGAAGAUGGUGACCUAGACAUGCUUUUCGAAUCCACGUCCUCUUUUGGGGAUGAUCUGCCGACCUACUUGCUGAUGGAGGAGGACUAG